This is a messenger RNA of Xyrauchen texanus (razorback sucker), 1328 nucleotides long. Its product is annotated as sclerostin domain-containing protein 1-like. Gene Ontology annotation, molecular function: BMP binding. The record is from RefSeq and is a predicted model, not a curated record. Gene Ontology annotation, biological process: negative regulation of BMP signaling pathway; negative regulation of Wnt signaling pathway. The transcript has 2 exons. Bases 52 to 684 code for a protein of 210 amino acids. NCBI's taxonomy places the organism in Eukaryota, Metazoa, Chordata, Actinopteri, Cypriniformes, Catostomidae.
AGUCGCAUAUCUCUUCUUGUUAUCGGGGAUCCGUCUGUGGGCUAUUUCAUAAUGUAUAUAAACGCACCGGAAUCGUGCAAUGUUAUGUUUUUAUUAUGCUUUUUAAUAAGGAGUGGUAUGACUUUGAAGAAUGAUGCUACGGAGAUUUUCUACGCUCAUGUGGUCAGCCCCGUUCAGGAUGCUCAGAGCAAUGCGUCUCUAAAUCGCGCGCGCUCCGGCGGCAGAGGGCUCCCUGCGCACGAGAGAGGCGAACGUGUUCCAGUUGGCUGCAGAGAACUGCGAUCAACAAAGUACAUUUCAGAUGGCCAAUGUACCAGCAUUAACCCUGUUAAAGAACUGGUGUGCACAGGACAGUGCCUUGCAGCGCAGAUGCUGCCCAACUGGAUCGGUGGAUACGGUAGAAAGUUCUGGAACCGGCGAAACAGUCAGGACUGGCGCUGCGUAAACGACAAGACCCGUACCCAACGGAUUCAGCUCCAGUGUCAGGAUGGGAGCACCAGGACCUACAAGAUUACUGUAGUGACCUCCUGCAAAUGCAAAAGAUACACACGGCAACACAACGAAUCGGAAAAAAAGUCUGAGGGACACACUCAAACCCAGAUGCCUCACAAACCCAAAAGGCAAGGGAGGCAUCGGAACAGCAAGCUCAAUGAGAACUGGCAUGAGUCUCUGGUCUAUAACUGACACAGACAGUAAAUGUUCCCAAUUAAAAGAACUAUGAGAGCUUGUGGGGUCAACUCAUAUGAGCAAAUGUGCUGCAUUUGAAAAUGAGUGCAGGGCUCUGACUCAAACAGUUCACAGCAGUCAUUGGAAGGAAUAGACAAAUGUUAUUACCAAUAAAUUAACAACAAACAUGCAGCCCAUAGCAGUGACCCUGUGACAAAGAUAUGUCCAUACAUACUGUAUGUCAAAAAGACUGACACACUGUCUUGCUCAUGAUCUGCAACAACUGCAUAUUGUAUUGCAAAAUGAAUGGAAUUAGACCUGCGAUUUGUAUUGUAUUUGUCAUAACUGUCUGAUAUAUGUAAUAAAAAAAAAUCCAUAAAUGUUACUUUACUUGCAAUAGUGUAAAUGCUACGCCAGCAGAGACAAAAACUGUAUCUCUCAAACUUGAGAAAUGCAAAGCUAUUUGUAAAUGAAGUAUCUGUAAAUACACACACAUAUUUUCUUUUGUGUAAUUACUUGUUUUGCAGGACCUUUAUUUGUUCUAAAAUGUCAUAUUUAGUAAUAACUUGAUGUAAUAUAUUUUUGAAUGUUUUCAGUUUGUACAAGCAUUAUCAGACAUGAUAUUGCACUCUAGUGACAAUGUUCAUAUUGACUGUUACAGG